Molecule: messenger RNA, 2545 nt
Organism: Labrus bergylta (ballan wrasse)
Lineage: Eukaryota; Metazoa; Chordata; Actinopteri; Labriformes; Labridae
Product: cysteine protease atg4da
Molecular function (GO): protein-phosphatidylethanolamide deconjugating activity
Source: RefSeq, a predicted model, not a curated record
UUGACAGAUGAGACCGCUUUGCAUUCAUUGUUGGAGAAGUUUGCAGAUAAAAAAUAAAUUCUAUAAAGAUGUGCAGCAGGUUGGCGUGGAUCGGCUGUCUUACAAAGCAAAAUCAAAUUAGUGAUUCCUAAUUCUAAUUCCUAAUUCUUCAACUAUAUACGAUUUGUUUACACAGUUGAAUAUUCUUUCUGGUGUAAAUUUACAUAAAUAGUAAAUAAUCUUAUCUUUGCUGUGCACGAGUUUGUUAAAGGCCUGUCUGGAUUUGACUCCUGUCCUGAAUAAAGGCAGGGUCAUUUCAUAGACUGGAAUAAAUCAAAGCCCGGGCUGUUAAUUGAAGUUGUGGUCUCUGAUUGUUGUUGUCCAUUUCAUUGCUCAAUAUUUACUCACCACUGUUGUGAAACCAAUGCAACAAAAAGCCCAUAGUGCAGAAAUGUAAUAAAAAGCUGAGAAAUCCCUCUUUUUGUUUGAGUUUAUUGAACAUAAAACACAAGAACAUGAAGUUCAAACAGAAGGAGAGCCAGAGGCGCGCUCUGAUUGGUCCUCUGUUGACCAAUCACGACAGAGCUAACACGUAGCGAAGAUAAACAGGAAGUGAUUUGUAGCGCUGCGCUGUCACUCUUCAGUGAUUUGUUUUCUUUUCUUCCUAAAGACUCGAAGUAACAACGACAAACCUGUGGAGGUUUAUUCAGAGGAGACACAAUGACGCUGCUGAACUCAAGGUUGCCAUGGAGAUAAGAAGCGCCUUCUCACGCCUGUUAUGAAUCCCAGCUCCUCGUCGGUCAGCUUGGAGGGCCAGCCCCCCGACGAUGAGCUGACGGAGGAUUGGCACUUCCUCACCGCUGAGUUCAACGGGACUCAGCAGCUGGAAGAGAGCCGGGAGGACGAGGACGCCGAGGAGGUCGAGGACAGAGGCAGACUCAGAUCCAAGCUGGUCUCGGCGUGGAACAGUGUCAAAUAUGGCUGGUCCUUGAAGCAGAAAUCCAAAUUCAGCAGAAGCUCUCCGGUGAUCAUGUUGGGAAAGUCCUACGAGCUCAAGGAUCAAGGGGACAGAGAGCACUUCCGGCGCUCCUUCACGACUCUCCUGUGGUUGACGUACAGACGGGGUUUCCCUCCGCUAUCAGGGGGCUCUCUGACCACCGACAGCGGCUGGGGGUGUGUCCUGAGGACGGGGCAGAUGCUGCUGGCACAAGGCCUGCUGCUGCACCUGAUGCCUCCAGGUUGGACUUGGUGUGCGAGCCAACGUGUCAGCAAAGACGACUCGGACCUUCAGGUGAGCAGCACCGGGCGAGGGCUGUAUUUAAAGGAGGAGGAGGAGAAGAAAAGCCGACGACACAGCUUGGAUUCCAACCUGAACAGACCGAUGGAGGCGACACACAGACGGGUGGUGACGUGGUUUUUGGACCGUCCCGCGGCCCCCUUUGGGAUUCAUAUGCUGGUGGAGUUGGGGAAAAGUUCGGGGAAGAAGGCCGGGGACUGGUACGGACCGUCCAUCGCAGCUCACAUCCUCCGGAAAGCCGUGGCGGCGUCAGCAGACGUUCCCAAUCUGGUUGUGUAUGUUGCACAGGAUUGCACCAUUUAUUUAGAGGACGUGAAGCGGCUGUGUGAGCGACCUCCUCCUCAGUGCUGGAAGUCCGUCAUCGUUCUCGUUCCUGUGCGCCUCGGAGGGCAAGAUCUCAACCCCUCCUACAUCACAUGUGUCAAAAGACUCUUGACGCUGCAGAGCUGCAUUGGAAUCAUCGGAGGCAAACCAAAGCACUCUUUGUUCUUCGUGGGCUUCCAGGAUGACCACCUGCUGCACUUGGACCCUCACUACUGUCGGCCCACGGUCGAUACAACCAAGCAGAACUUUCCCUUGGAGUCAUUUCACUGUAAAUAUCCCAGGAAGAUGUCGUUCUCUCGCAUGGAUCCCAGCUGUACCAUCGGGUUUUAUGCAAAAGGUCAGAAGGACUUUGAAGCAAUGUGCUCGGCUGUUAACGAGGUUCUGACCACGUCUGCAGAGAUGUACCCCAUGUUUAUUUUUGUGGAUGGAGCGAGUCAGGAGGAAGAAGAGUCUUGCAGAACGUCCUCCAACGACAUCACCUACAUCCAGAGGAACGCCGAACACAGACACGUGGUGACGAGCAACAGCAUGGACGAGUUUGUUCUGUUGUGAUCACGAGAGGAGUCUGCACUGACAAACCUCCAAACCUCACGGACCCUCAGAAGAGAUCAAACCUUUAAUCAAACUGUAUUUUUAUUGCUCAUAUCUAUUUGUAUUUAUUGUUUUAAGAGGGGAACAUAUCACUGCAUGUCACUUAUUCAUUUAUUGUGAAGAAUUGAGAUCAAAAGGACAAACGUGUUUCUAUGAGUCUAUUUUUGUGUCGGUGACAGGAUGUGCUGCCUUUCACUAGAUUAGAAAAUUAAAUCUUCACAAACAUGUGACUCACAUCAGGAGAAGAAGAACAGAUGUUAAAUAGUCACUUCACUCAGAGGACAAAAAGUACUGAAACUGUUCCUAUGAUCUGCUGUCGUUUAUAGAAAUAAACAGUUUAUGAAUAAAAAAAAA